UAAGUAAAGAGAAAGAAGCAAAAAGGAGCAAAAAAAAGGGUGAAAGAAAGAAGAAAGCGAAAAGAAUAAUGUCCAAAAGCAACAAAGAAGUGAAAAAAAAGAACCAGAGAAAAAGAACUAGAAAAAAAGAACUGGAAAAAAGAAAUGAAAAAAAAAAGGAAGCAAAAAGAAUAAUAUGUAAAGCAGCAAGGCAAAAGCAGCAAAGCGAAAAGAACAAAGCAAAAACAGUAACACAAAAGCAACAAAGCGAAAGCAGCAACAUAAAAGCAACAAAACAAAGCAGCAAAGUGAAAAUAGCAAAGCAAAAACAGCAAAGCAAACAGCAAAAACAAAAGCAAAAGAGAAAACAGCAAAAGCAGCAAAAGUGA
Messenger RNA from Racocetra persica, 368 nucleotides. NCBI's taxonomy places the organism in Eukaryota, Fungi, Glomeromycota, Glomeromycetes, Diversisporales, Gigasporaceae. The record is from the annotation of a GenBank genome assembly.